Molecule: messenger RNA, 750 nt
Organism: Alternaria burnsii
Lineage: Eukaryota; Fungi; Ascomycota; Dothideomycetes; Pleosporales; Pleosporaceae
Exons: 1
Coding region: 1-750 (249 amino acids)
Source: RefSeq, a predicted model, not a curated record
AUGUUGUUCUUCUCUAGGCCUUUGUCGACUUUUGCGUCGACAUCGCAAUGUCGUAAUGCACCCACGCUGUCGCCGCGACCAACUACCGCUUCGUGUCAUUCCCGGGCGCGUUCCACUUCUUCAGAGGCAUUCAGUCGUCCAAGAGUUCACAGUUUGGUAUCCUGGGAGCUUGUUCCCACAGCAAAACUAUCACCACUAUCCUCCCCAGCUUCCGUUCCUUCUUCGUCCGUCUCCCAUUCUCCACCACCAGAAGAAGAGUCUGUUUCAUGGGAGGUCGUCAAUGAGGAUACCUCAGCGCUGAUAGCAGACCAUUCCUACAUUCCCUCCCUUGACGGCUUUUCUCCUGCAUCUGCAGAAUUAUCCCACUCUGACCCCGAGCACACAUCGCUAUCCGAAUUUGACAUAGAGACUUUCCCAUCCCAUGCCCAUCUGUUCCCUUCGUCACCAAACGGCACAUGGCGUAAUGAGUCACUUCACGCGUUAACACACCCUACAGCCGUUGAUUACAAAGCGCUGUGUAAUAAGCUCCGUGCGCUAGUUGAAGAAGCGUCUGACGAGGUUUCUGUAAGAGUGAAUCGAGUUUUUGAGAGGUCUGAUGUACCGGCAAUACAUGACAAAGUCUUGAAGAUUAUACCUUCAGUUUCGAUGCCGGAUAUGAGGGAUCUUGAGCGCGCUGUUGAUGCCGGGUGUGAAUGGGGAUGUGGAUUAUUAGAGCGGAGACAUACAAGGAGUAGAGCGCGGGAAGGGUGA